Molecule: messenger RNA, 6273 nt
Organism: Lethenteron reissneri (Far Eastern brook lamprey)
Lineage: Eukaryota; Metazoa; Chordata; Hyperoartia; Petromyzontiformes; Petromyzontidae
Product: focal adhesion kinase 1-like
Biological process (GO): protein phosphorylation; signal complex assembly
Cellular component (GO): cytoskeleton; focal adhesion
Molecular function (GO): protein tyrosine kinase activity; ATP binding
Source: RefSeq, a predicted model, not a curated record
GGGUCGGGGAGCAGCGGCGAGUGGAGCGCGGGGAGCACACGGAGCUCGCAGGGAGACAAAGACGGACGGGAGGGGGUGGGAGGAGGGUGUUGAGAGAGAGAGAGCACACGACGAACGGCGGUGGCGGUGGGAGGUGGUUGCCGGUGGCGCUCGGCACUGCUGCUUCAUCAGAAGGAUGAGCUCGGCCUCCUAGGAGGGGGGUGGCGGUGCUAGAGGAGAUGGCAAAGGCGUACGUGGACGCGAGCCAGAGCGGGGCGCAGGCGGGGCCGUCGGGCCCUCGCUACAGCCUGCCCCGCUCUCCAACGCUGGCGGAGCGCCUGCUGAAGGUCUACAACUACUCGGACAGCGUGGAUCCUGCCAGCAAGUUUAAGAACGUCCGCUACGGGGACUCGACGGAUGUCAAGAACAUUAUCCACUCGAUGGUGGCGUCGAUCAGCGUGCAGUUUGAGGCGCACUACGGCAUGCGCCUGGUGCACACCGAGUCGGAGGAGAUCCACUGGCUGCACCCCGACCACGCCGUGUCGUACGUGCGCGAGAAGUACGAGGCGGCCCACCCGCCCGAGGAAUGGAGGUAUGAAUUAAGAGUGAGAUACUACCCCAAGCGUUACGUGGACCUCUUCAGCAAAGACAAGCCCACAUUCGCCUACCUUUACCACCAGGUGCGUAGCGACUACAUGCAAGACUUUGCGGAACAUGCGGAUCAUGACACAGCAGUGCAGUUGGGCUGCUUAGAGAUCCGGAGAUACUACAGGGAGAUGCCACAGAUGGCACUGGAUAAGAAAUCAAACUUUGAGUUGCUCGAGAGGGACGUGGGUUUGCGGAGGUUUUUUCCCAAGCAGAUCCUCGACACGUGCAAGGCCAAGAACCUGCGGAGGAUGAUCCAUCAGUCUUUCCGGCAGUAUGCCAGCUUCUCGGAAGAGCAGUGCAUGCUGAAGUUCUUUGAGAUCUUUUCCUCCAUAUACCGCUUCGAUCAAGAAAACUACAAGUGUGGUCUUGGGAGUGGAUGGAGCAUCUCUGUGGAGCUGGCUAUUGGCCCUGAAGAUGGAAUCAGCUACCUGACUGAUAAGGGCUCCUCGCCGACGCAUCUGGCCGACUUCACGCAAGUCAAAUCGAUUCAGUACUCCCAGACGGAGGACCGCGACAGGAAGGGCACCCUGCAGCUGAAAAUCGCCGGAGCUUCAGAGCUGCUCACAAUCACCACACCCUCGCUCACGAUCGCGGAGAACAUGGCCGACCUCAUCGACGGCUACUGCCGGCUGGCAAACUCCACCGGCAAGUCGUUCGUUCUCCGUCAGCUCAAAGAUGGAGAGAGAGCGCUGCCGUCCAUUCCAAAGGUCCAAAAUAACGCCGCUCACGCCGGAGCGACGAAGAAAGUAACCCCGGCUGCCAAGAAAGGCAACCUGUUUUUCCUCCCUUUUCUGAGCUGUUCCCAUCGCCGGCGCAAGGAUACAGACGACUACGCCGAGAUCGUGGACGAUGAAGACACUUACAACAUGCCGUCCAAAAGCAGUGGGAUAGUUGAAGCAAGGGACUACGAAAUCCCUCGGGACGAGGUGGAGUUGGUGACGUGUAUAGGGGAAGGGCAGUUUGGAGAUGUUCACAAGGGCAUUUACAAGAGUCCGAGCGACCCGAACAUGCCGGUGGCUGUGAAGACGUGCAAGGAGAGCUGUUCGGACAGCGUUCGGGAGAAGUUUCUUCAAGAGGCGUACACCAUGCGGCAGUUUGAUCACCCGCACAUCGUCAAGCUGAUCGGCGUCAUAUCGGACCCGCCCAUAUGGAUCGUGAUGGAGCUGUGCAAGUACGGGGAGCUGCGCUCGUACCUGCAGUCAAACUGCUACACACUGGACCUGGGCACGCUCAUUCUCUACAUCUACCAGCUCAGCACGGCCCUCUCCUACCUGGAGAGCAAAAAGAUCGUGCACAGAGACAUUGCGGCGAGGAACGUGCUGGUGUCGUCGGCGGACUGCGUGAAGCUCGCCGACUUUGGGCUGUCGCGGCACAUGGAGGACGACACCUACUACAAGGCCUCCAAAGGGAAGUUGCCGAUAAAGUGGAUGGCCCCUGAAUCCAUAAAUUUCCGAAGGUUCACCUCCGCCAGUGACGUCUGGAUGUUCGGUGUGUGCAUGUGGGAGAUCCUCAUGUUCGGAGUGAAGCCCUUCCAGGGCGUCAAGAACAACGAUAUCAUCGGGCGCAUCGAGAACGGCGAGAGGCUGCCCAUGCCUCACAACUGCCCGCCCACUCUCUACAGCAUCAUGACCAAGUGCUGGUCCUACGACCCCAGCAAGCGGCCGCGCUUCCUCGACCUCAAGCAGCAGCUAAGCGACAUCUACGAGGAUGAGAAGACCCAGCAGGAGGACCGCCAGAAGAGGGAUCAUCGGCGGAUAGCGCCGCCGUGGACAGCCGGAGGGGCCGACGAGGCACCCCCUAAACCAAGCAGACCGGCGUUUCCAGGAGGUCGAGUGGUGGACAUGUCCCACGGGAGCCCAGUGCACCCCCACAUGAACCAUCACCAGGCGGUGGGAUCCUCGGUGGCGAUGCCAGCUGUGGCGGGGCCCAUCUACCAGAGCACGGGUCCCCUGAGUGACACCUGGAUCCAGCCACACUCGGGCGAGCUCUCGCCUGCACGCCCCAUCAGCAGCGAGUCCUACGACGGACCGGAGCAUGCUCGCCGGGUCAUGGAGCUGGAGCAAGCGCUGCUGGAGCAACGGCUGCAUCAGCAGCAGCAGGAUAUGGUUGCCGACGAGAAGUGGCUGGAGAAUGAGGAACGACUUCUGAAACCAGAUCACUGGACGUCCCGGAACAGUGACGGCCUUCACGACAGCGGAUAUCGCGGAAUGAGCUCCGAACACCAACCCGUCUAUCAGCCAGUGGGAAAACCCGAACCGCCGGCGCCGCCCAGGAAGCCGCCUCGCCCGGGCGCCCCGACCCAGCCGCCCGGCUUACCCGCCAUGGUGACCGCCGCCCCCGAAGCCCAGAACGGGGGCCCUAAGACCCCCCCACAAGAGAUCACCCCGCCCCCCACGGCCGACCUGGACCGCACCAACGACAAGGUGUACGAGAACGUGACGGCCCUCGUCAAGGCCGUGCUUGAGAUGUCGGCCAAGAUCCAGCCCGCCGCGCCCGACGAGUACGUCGCCAUGGUCAAGGACGUGGGCCUGUCGCUGAGGACCCUGCUCGCCAGCGUGGACGAGGCGAUCCCCACGCUCCCGUCCUCGUCUCACAGAGAGGUGGAGAUGGCGCAGAAGGUGCUCAACUCGGACCUGGCCGAGCUAAUCGGCAAGAUGAAGCUGGCGCAGCAGUACGCCAUGACCACGCUGCAGCACGACUACAAGAAGCACAUGCUCACCGCCGCGCACGCGCUCGCCAUGGACGCCAAGAGCCUCCUGGAUGUCGUGGACCAGGCGCGCAUCCGCCUCAUGGCGCCGGUCGCACCCGCCGGGGGCGCCCGCUGGUGAUGGCCCCGGGCUCGCCCGGCCGACACCCUCCCCCCGCCGAGACUCUGCCCUCUCGGCGAUCCACGCAAGAGCGCCGGUUUGAAAACUUCCUCGGCUGGCAUCGCCAAUCCGCAUAUCUAUCAAGGGCCCCACACCCCCCCCCCCCCCGUCCACCACCAACGCGGAGGCAAAUUUUUAAUUUUUAGAACAAUCGAUUUCUUGUCCGUCACUCAUUUCUGCCGCGGAGUCGUACGAGCGAGUCGUCGGGCGGUUCGCGGCUGUCGGCUGGUGCGCCCAGGGGUCGCCACCGGUCCAGGUAUUGCGCCGGCAAAGUGCCGCCGAUUCGGUUGCAGUGACGGUGACCGUUACGUGCUGCCGACCCGCGGGGGGCGGUUGCCUGCCUGGCCCUUGGGGGGCGGGGGGUGGGUGGACGAUGACCCCCCCAAACUUUUGCUGCAACCGUACCAAAAAAAAAGUAACGACCGGCUUGUGACGCGCGGACGUUGUCGUUCAUCGUCGGCGCGGCGCGGGGGACGUCGGCUUCGCUCGAGUCCGCUGAGAUUCACUACCGCUCCGUGAGGGGCGCCUUCUUGCUAAUGCGAGCAAGGGGGAGAGAGGGGGGGGGGGGUGUGCCGACGUUCGCAAGUGACGGCGUUGUGAGAUUUUAUUUCGGUGGGGGGGGUGGUGGAGAUUGGAAAGAAAAAAAAACGGUAACGCGUCGCUGUCGUGAGUCAUUACCUUGCAUGGUAACGCUCGGCCUGGCUCAGCCUGGCUCGUGUACGCUCGCUCUGCGACGUUUGACGCCAACCCGGCAAGCUCUCCGGGUUGGCACAGGGGACGAAGACCUCCGCACGACAAAGAAGGUAUGCCCAGGGAAGGGCGUUCCACGCGGUGUGGUGGGGGGGGGUGUUGGCCUGGGCGAAAGAACAAAACUGCAACAACUGCAGUGAGCAGUUACCCAAUUAACAGCGGUGUCUUUCUUUACAAAAAACAAAGGGAACAAAUGAAUCUGGGUAAGAGUGUUGACUGUUUAACAUUAGCAAGGAAGUCUUGUGCACGACUCUGCAUAGGCUUAAGUACUGUUUGCAUGUUAAGAAAAGAGCUACACCCAUUAUUAUUAAUUAUUAUAUCCUGUAUAGCAGUGGCUUAUACGAAUCAUUUAUAUACUGUAAUGCAAAUGUAAUUGGAAGUGCUCGUGUACUUGCUCUUCCUGAAAGCAGGUCUGCUAACCAAAUGUUACUCAACAAACUGUCUCUUAUUGGGGGGGGGGGGGGGGGUUUGUUGGUUGUUAUAAUUAAGUGAUAUCAUUUUCUUGCAACACUGGUGUUCGCAGGGGGUGUGCGCUAACCUACAUUUUAGGUUCUGUUUCCAAACGGCUGUCAUUUGCCAAUGUAGCGAUUGGUACUCGAGUCGUCAAAACAUAGGGUGUUUGUGUCUGUUGUACAUUUUAUAAAGUCCUUUUUGUACAAAAACUCAGCGUUAACCAGCUUGGUAACAAAUUCUGCAGCCGGUUUUAAGGGCGCGUCUUUUCACAAUUUGAGUGAACACUAUUCAUUGAUUCCGCCCCCCCCCCCCUGCCGUACGUUACCGCCCUUUAACCAUUUAGCCAUAUAAUCUGUGGCCAAAUGGCUUCCGGGUGGCAACCGUUGGACCGUUUUUAACCGGCACGCGAUGCGCACCAACGCGCGUGGAACAGCCCAACGUUUUUGUCCCUGCUGCCUGACGCUCCCACGCGUCUGCUCGCCUCCGACUUGCGCAAAGCCUUCUACCGAAAUGUACGACGUUUGGCAUUGGAUAAUAGAACAUUAAAUAUUAACUUUAUUCUCGGCAGCUGUAACAGUAUUCACACUGGAAUCGCUUUCUUUUUUUCCUCCCCCUCCCCUCGCUCUCACGGCACCGCCCGAGGGAGGCGAUAACUUUCGGCGUCACAGCUUGCUGCGCAGAGAGCGCUCGCGGUCGGUCCUAGCCUCCGACGGCGGCAUUUUAUCGACGACCCUUCGGAUGACAUUUUGCUCUUCCGAAACGACAAGGCGGGCCCCGCCGCUCAUGCUCCACAGUUCCACACGCAGUCGCGCUUGCGCCGUCCUUAUGCAUGAGUGUUGUGAGCUUAGCGCGAUGACGGGUUGUUGUUGUUGUUGUCGGUGCUUUCUGUAGUCUGGCGGGCCUGUCUUCUGGGUCCGCUGUCAGGGCAAGCACUGAAACACGGCGCGCGCUGCUGUGUCACGGCUGACGCCGUACGGAUAUUACGUGGCGGUUAUCUUGCUGUAUCUGCUAUUUACUUUAUAUCCCGCUUCUGCCACAGGAGAAUGUAGAAGGAGUUCAUUAAAUAUUUGUUUUCUUCUCAUAACUGUAUAUUUGCAUUUUUAAAGAAUUGACUCUAAAUAUAUGUUCCCUUUAUUCGAGAAUCCAGGUAAAUUAUAAUAGAUGAAUAUUCUCUGGUAGAAUAUGAGAUGUACAGAUUAUGCUUGGAGGGCCUGCCAGGCCACAUCCCGUAAGUUUAGCAGCCAAACUCCCGUAAUUUUGUCAAAUAUUUGGUGCUUUUUUUUUUUGCUUUGUACAUUGGUUCCAGGAUUCCGGCUGCGCGGUUCCAUUUUGAACAAUGACGGAAAAACGCGUCCGUGGCAAACGCAGCAGCGCCAUCGCCGUUCCCCUGCAGACAGGCCGUCGAUGCUGCGCUGCGUGCACUGUGACUCGCCAAACCAUCAGUGGGCUUUGCACAUGCUGUGUUUGUCGACUGCCCUUGGUGACACGAGUUGGACUAGAGAAGAGGGAUCUUUGUGUUUUUUCUGGCCAUUAUAAAGUGCGUAUUAACACUUAUUUCCCCUACCCCCCCACCCCC